CAUUUGACUGCUGUCAGCUGUGCAGGCAAAGAAAAUUGGGGAAGAAUUUUUAUCCUUAAUUAAAGCAGCCAAGUUAUUGUUUAUGCAGACAUUUCAAUAUUUGCUAUUACAAAAUUAAAAACAAUAUUUUAAUAUAGAAUAUAUUGUGUGACGUUAUAUGCUACAAGUGUUAUAAACUUAAUAUAUGAAAUCGGUGUAAUGCUAAUCGCUACAAAAUAAUCUCCGGCGCAGAGUAAUUUGAAAGUCAUUCCGAAAAGUAAAAUUUGAAUGUGGUUGUGGCACAAAAAAUGGUUUAGAUUGAAAACGGACGGUGUACAAAAUCGGAAGUAAUAUUUUGUCCAGUUUAGAGCAACUAGGAAAUAAUACUUAUAGCAUCUAAGUAAAACAACACCACGAAAAAACAAGAUGCUCUACUGUCCGCCGAAUGUAACAUUUUCGCAAAUUUGGAUAAACAAUGGCAUAUCACAUUGUUUUAUGGACACAAUUGGCAAUGGGGUGGCAAGUGGUUUUAUGCUGCUCAUGGGCACCGUACAACUACUAAUGUAUCGCAAAUAUGCCACACGCAAUGAUCCGACGCAUAUCACCAAAUCGCGCUUAUACGCUUUGCAGCUCUUUCUAUUAUUCUUCUUUCCUAUAUUGGCAUUAGUAAGAUUCCUCUUAAAUGCACGUGUCUACCCGGAUCAUGCAGUUUAUGGAUAUAUGAUACUCUCAACUGUACUUAUUUGCAUAUCAUAUCCUUUCUCAGUUUGUGUUAUAUUAAAGGAACGCUUCUAUCAGCUGCCAUCACUACCGACGCGAGGUCACGGCCUCAUAUUAUUACUAUUUUGGACUUUGGGUUUUAUCAAUGAAUCAUUGGCAUUCAUAAAUUUGCGACAUGAAGAUUGGUGGUUCACACUUAAAACCAAUAAAGAUCAAGUGGAAAUGGCUUUAUUCGUUACACGCUUCAUAACCUCACUAUUGAUUUUCAUAUUGGGUCUUAAGGCACCUGGUAUUAUGCGGCCUUAUGUGCAUCUCGAUGAACCAUCCAAUGCGAGCAACAAUAAUACACAACAGGGUUCCGCUUUUCGCAAUGCUUUUAAGAAAUUGGCUAAACUAUUUCCCUACAUGUGGCCUAAAAAAGACGUGAUGUUACAAUUAUCUGUUGUUGUCUGUGUACUAUUGCUAAUUGCUGGACGUGUUAUUAAACUAUUUUUGCCAAUCUAUCGAAAAAAGCUGGUGGACAGCCUCACCAUACCGCCUAUACUCUUCCGUUGGGAUUUCGUACUUAUCUAUGUUGCAUUAUCCUUUGUACAAGGCGGUGGCACUGGCACUAUGGGGCUUUUCAAUAAUUUACGUUCUUUUCUGUGGAUACGCGUACAACAGUAUACAACGAGAGAAAUUGAAGUCGAUCUAUUCAGUCAUUUGCAUCAACUCUCACUGCGUUGGCAUCUGCAACGCAAAACUGGCGAAGUUUUACGUGUUAUGGAUCGUGGCACAGACUCCAUUAAUAAUUUAUUAAACUACAUUAUCUUUUCGAUUACGCCCACUAUUGUCGAUUUGCUUGUAGCUGUGGUUUUCUUUAUCUACGCUUUCAAUUGGUGGUUUGGACUGAUUGUGUUUCUCACAAUGUUUCUAUAUAUUUUGGCCACUAUUUUGGUUACCGAAUGGCGCACUAAGUAUCAGCGUCGCAUGAAUUUGGCCGAUAAUGCUCAGCGCGCACGCAGUGUUGACUCGCUAUUAAAUUUCGAAACUGUAAAAUAUUACGGCGCUGAACAGUAUGAGGUUGAGGAAUACCGUCAGGCCAUUGUAAAAUAUCAGAAGGAAGAAUUCCUCUCCAUGUUGACACUCAACUUACUUAACACCUCUCAAAAUAUUAUACUCUGUCUCGGCUUGCUCUGCGGCUCAAUGCUGUGUGUCUAUUUAGUUGCGCAUCAUCAGACGCUCACCGUCGGUGACUUUGUACUCUUCUUCACCUACCUUAUGGAUCUUUAUAUGCCGCUCAAUUGGUUUGGCACCUACUAUCGUGCUAUACAGAAGAAUUUCGUCGAUAUGGAGAACAUGUUCGAUCUGUUGAAGGAGGAUCAGGAAAUUUUUGAUGCACCUGGUGCUGCACCACUUAUCACCGCUGGUGCGGGCAUUGAAUUCUCGAAUGUAACUUUUGGUUACUCACCCGAGAAGAUUGUAUUGCGCAAUGUAAGCUUCAGCGUGCCACCGGGUAAAACUGUCGCCAUCGUUGGACCAUCUGGCGCGGGUAAAAGCACAAUUGUACGUUUGCUCUUCCGUUUCUAUGACGUACAAUCCGGUGCAGUGCUAAUCGAUGGACAGAAUAUCAAAUUAGUGCAGCAGCAGAGUUUAAGAAAGGCAAUUGGCGUGGUGCCCCAGGACACUGUACUCUUCAAUAACACGAUUUUCUACAACAUUGAAUAUGGCAAAAUUGGCGCACGCGCCGAUGAAGUGUACGAGGCUGCGCGCCUGGCCGAUAUACAUGAACGGAUUUUGGGCUUCCCCGAACGCUAUGAAACGAAAGUGGGUGAGCGGGGCUUACGUCUAAGCGGUGGCGAGAAACAACGUGUUGCCAUAGCGCGCACGCUGCUCAAAGCGCCGGUGUUGGUGCUGCUCGAUGAGGCCACGUCGGCGCUCGACACCAAUACCGAACGAAAUAUUCAAGCGGCCUUAUCGCGUGUCUGCGCCAAUCGCACGACAAUUGUAAUUGCGCAUCGUCUCUCCACAAUCAUAAACGCCGAUGAGAUACUCGUGCUUAAGGAUGGCAACAUCGCCGAACGUGGACGACAUGAGGAGCUGCUGCAACGUAAGGAUGGCGUUUACGCUGAGAUGUGGAUGCAACAGCUCAAGAACUUGGAGAGUGAUGGAGAGGGAGAAAAGAAUGUUAACACGAAAGACAAACCUCCAACGGAAGACGCUGGUAGUGGCAUUAGUGCCAUGCUGCGCGCCGGGCAUGCGCACGGUGGUGCGCGCUAAAGCCGUUAUGGCGGAUAAAAAAUUACAAGUGCUUAUGAAUGGUUAUAGACUUUUCUGUGUUUAUUUUUUCAAACCAUAUACUAUAUAUAUUUUUUUGUUUUCAAAAUAUGCAUGUUUGUAUGUGGCAUACACGAGUCGGCCUGUUUACGUGUAUAAAAUUGUUAUGAAUGGUGUAAUGGAAUGUAUUUAAACUGUAACGCGUAUGGCAGUUUGUGGUUUAUACAAUGAAAACUAGAGAUCUAGAGAUAUGUAGCAAAACGCUACUUAAAAUAUAUAUAAUAGUAAUAAAAAAAUAACAAAAUUCAA
Bactrocera dorsalis (oriental fruit fly) is the source of this 3264-nucleotide messenger RNA. It is a transcript of the gene Hmt-1, whose product is annotated as ATP-binding cassette sub-family B member 6. Gene Ontology annotation, cellular component: membrane. The transcript is spliced from 9 exons. Gene Ontology annotation, biological process: transmembrane transport; heme transport. The record is from RefSeq and is a predicted model, not a curated record. NCBI's taxonomy places the organism in Eukaryota, Metazoa, Arthropoda, Insecta, Diptera, Tephritidae. The coding region runs from base 406 to 2958 and encodes 850 amino acids. Gene Ontology annotation, molecular function: ATP hydrolysis activity; heme binding; ATP binding.